Messenger RNA from Cladophialophora immunda, 507 nucleotides. RefSeq lists its product as uncharacterized. NCBI's taxonomy places the organism in Eukaryota, Fungi, Ascomycota, Eurotiomycetes, Chaetothyriales, Herpotrichiellaceae. The record is from RefSeq and is a predicted model, not a curated record. The transcript is spliced from 2 exons. The coding region runs from base 1 to 507 and encodes 168 amino acids.
AUGGCGACGUUUCACUACCAACUCGACAAAAUCGUUAUCGGCUUAAGCCAUCAACUGGUUUGCACUCUUAAUGAGAAGCAAGAAGUAUGGAAGAGAGUUCAAUUCCUCCAAAUUCAUAACUCGACUGUCCAAAAGGACAAAGACAUUCUGUCCAAAAAACUUGACGCCGCACUCCACAGUCUCUAUCUGCAAAAGAAUCAGAUGAAGUCUCUUAGGGCGGAGAAUCGAGAGAUGAGACAGAAAAUAAAGGCCCUUGCCUUCGCGACCACUUUGUUCAAAGAAAGGCUCGAUCCGGAUUGUGAGGCUUCGGAGUUUGCAGAUGAGGUGCUCCGGCGGCUUCGUGGAUACAUGGAAGACACAGAGAAGGAUCGUGUUAAGAAAUCAGAAGGGAAAUUGGAAGCUUGUUCCUCGAGCGUUCCACUGCGAACCGAGUCGACAGGCCAGGCAACGGAUUCUUCCUACGAGACUAUCUUUGCGGUCAGCACCCGGAGCUUCGUCAAUAAGUAA